Molecule: messenger RNA, 153 nt
Organism: Acytostelium subglobosum LB1
Lineage: Eukaryota; Evosea; Eumycetozoa; Acytosteliales; Acytosteliaceae
Exons: 2
Coding region: 1-153 (50 amino acids)
Source: RefSeq, a predicted model, not a curated record
AUGUUCAAAAGGUCGGGGAAGGUGGUCCAUGAUGAAUGGCAAACCAUCCUUGCGCCAUGUCGCCGGGUCAGUCUUGCAAAGAUCUUGAACUUCUCUGCAUCAUUGGUCGGUGACUUUGGCAAUGUUGCCAGAAGUUCACAUGCAGCAAAAUGA